GAGGAGGGGGCUGCUGGGAGCGCCCGGAGCCGGCACUGGCCGCCCGCCACCGGGAGGAGGGGCGGAAGAUCCUUCGAGCGCAGUAAAAGCCCGGCCCGGCCCGCGCCCGCCGCAGACGCAUCCAUAGAAGGCAGUCGGCGGAGCCGCGGAGCCCGGCUGCGGCGCGCGCUCGGCCCGCCGCCCCGCACCCCGCUCGCUCCUCGGCGCGGCGAAGGCUCCCCCCCGGCGGCGCCCGGCCCGCGCCGCCCCCGAGACAAAGAGGAGAGAAAGUUUCCGCGGCCCGCCGGAGAGGAGCCGCGCGCCGGGAGAGGAGGCGGCGGCGGCCGAGCCCCGAGCCCGAGGAGCGAGGAGCAGCGCCCUGCCCGGCCCGCGCCGCGCCCCCGGCCCGCCAUGGGCGCCGCGGCCCGCAGCCUGCGGCUGGCGCUCGGCCUCCUGCUGCUGGGGACGCUGCUUCGCCAGGCCGACGCCUGCAGCUGCUCCCCGGUGCACCCGCAACAGGCGUUUUGCAAUGCGGACGUAGUGAUCAGGGCCAAGGCGGUCAGCGAGAAGGAGGUGGACUCCGGGAACGACAUCUACGGCAACCCCAUCAAGAGGAUUCAGUAUGAGAUCAAGCAGAUAAAGAUGUUCAAGGGACCUGACAAGGAUAUAGAGUUCAUCUACACAGCCCCCUCCUCGGCCGUGUGCGGGGUCUCGCUGGACAUCGGAGGAAAGAAGGAAUAUCUCAUUGCAGGAAAGGCAGAGGGGAACGGCAAGAUGCACGUCACCCUGUGUGACUUCAUCGUGCCCUGGGACACCCUGAGCACCACCCAGAAGAAGAGCCUGAGCCACAGGUACCAGAUGGGCUGCGAGUGCAAGAUUACCCGUUGCCCCAUGAUCCCAUGCUACAUCUCCUCGCCUGACGAGUGCCUCUGGAUGGACUGGGUCACCGAGAAGAACAUCAAUGGGCACCAGGCCAAGUUCUUUGCCUGCAUCAAGAGGAGCGACGGCUCCUGUGCCUGGUACCGGGGGGUGGCCCCACCCAAGCAGGAGUUUCUCGACAUUGAGGACCCGUAAGCAGAUUCCCGUGGCCACCUGAGCAGCCUCCAAGAGUGUAGACUGGUCCAGCUCUGACAUCGCUUCCUGGAAACAGCAUGAAAAAAAACACAAUCAUUCAAGUGGGUCCAAAUUAGUGUGAUUCCUGCCCCACCCCCACCCCACCCCCAUUUCCCUUCUAAACAUGGUGUGCGUCUGGAGGGAGAGGUGGGCCUGGGGUUCUCACCCCACACUGCAUCCAGCAGCCUCGGCACUGCGCGUCCCCAUCUUCGGUCCUUGAGGGUGGGGGUCGGACAUACGGACACACAAGCAGGCAGCACUUAGGGUUCUCCCUGGCCGGUUAGGGCAGAGCCUGGAAGCGCACAUUUUGCAGAAACACUUGAGGGUCCUUGCGAGACUGUGUAGCAGGCCUACCAGGUCCCUUUCACCUCGAGGGGGGCAUGUCCCUCGUUUCAUGCGGCUUCCACACCUCUGUCCCGAGACGGGCAGCCCCUGCCCCUUCUCCCCCUGCCCAUCAUGGACUCCCGGCACCUGUGACUCCCACAAGUCCACGAGGGGCCUCGGAAACAGUUAGCUUGUUCUUGAACCCUAUCAACCCACAGAAUUCCAGGGGGAGCCUCACUCUGGGCCUUCUUGGGGGGUGAGUGAGAAGUGCCCCCUGAGCUAUGUUUCCCACUUCAACCAAGCCAUUUCGGUCCCAUUCUCUCGACACAGACACAGACACAGACACACACACACACACACACAAACCCUCUAGUGGGAGCCUGUGUGAUUCUGCCCUGAGGGCAGGCAUCUGGGGGGACGCUUGGCUGGCCCUUGUAGUUCAUUCCUGAGUCUCUGCGGCCUCUUUGGCUUCGUUCCUCUCCUUAGGAACCAGGUGUCUAGACUGAGAGGCACGACUUUGCCCGGUUGUAUGCAGCUGGUGGCAGGGGCUGGCCGUGCCCCCCUUUUGCACAUCCUGAGGAUUUGAACCUCUGGCUCCUGCCAUGUCCCCGACAUCCCUCAGAGCUCCAUCUGAGCAGACACCACAGGUUUAGUGUCAUAAUCUCCCCAAAAGCCUGACAAUCGCCGACCCGCAUACAGAUUUCGGCAACUGAAGUUAGCUAAGUGUGUUACAUGCUCCUGCCGAGGAAGGAGAGAAUUUUGGAGAUCAGUGGCUUCAGUGAAAAUUCUCUUUGCUUUCUGGGCCUCUAGGACACCAGGGCCUGUUUUAAGAGACAUCUUAUUUUACUACAGAUUAAUCCUCAGAUGAUGUAUGGACCCAAGGUGCAGGGAUACCAUCCUCUGCUUGUAUUUCUUCUAUUACAAAGAUUACCCAGAAAAGAAAAAUCAGGGGAACUAGGGGACCCACCUGUUCCCUAAAAAUGGUCCUCUGGUGCCAGAAAUAGGUGUUAAAAUAGGCAAAACUUUCCAACUAACGAUAAUGAAAAUCUCCCUUUCCCUCCUGCUUGUGUGGUGAGGACAUACAUGUACAUAAUGCAAACACGCACACGUGCACUCACAAUAUGAAACUGAAAUCUGACAGCCUGUGAGUGAUACUUCUGCAAAACGCUUCCAAAGCCACCAUUUCCUAAGCCUGUUCUAUUCUGCGGUGACCCCAAAGCAACCGUAAGACUCCUGACCCCCACGUGGUGUGACAUUCCCACGCCCGCCUGGGACCUGGUCAGCCCAGAGUUUGAUGACUUCCCCUACUAGGGCAGACAAGGAAUCAGUCCCUGCUCCAAGGACACUUUCAUGCUGUACAUGGAUGGGAAGUUUGUACGAUGUCACAAUGGACCAGUCCCAUGUGAUUUCAGCAUAUACAAGAAAACCAGACCCUCUAAUCAAUCCAAUAUAACACCCACCCCCCGUUUACUUACUGUAUGGUGAUAUCAUAUGUAACAUUUACUCCUGUUUCUGCGGAUUCUUUUUAAGUGUUUUGGUUUGUUUGGGACGUCAGCCGUAAUCAUUCCCGUGCUGUGUUUUUUAUUUCCUUGGUAGCUGUUAGACUUGCACUUUUUAAAAAAGGUUUCUGCAUUGUGGAAGCAUUUGACCCGGAGAGGAAAGCAGCUCAGAUGAAGGUGGAGCCCUUCAGAUCUUUUCUUCAGUUCUUUGAUUCUCGUUGCUUUUUCCUUCUCACACGUCUUUUGAUCUCUGGUUCAAAUUAUUGCAAAGUAAAGAGUCUUCGAGCAGGUUGGUUCUAAAAGCCGGCCUUGAUUUUGCACCCAGGCUCACCGGUCUUCAGACCGUGUGAGCAGAAGCAAACAAACACAAAAACCAAGAUGAAGGAAAUCCCUGGUGGCGGUCGGGAGGCGAGGCGGCUCACAUACCUUCACGGUAAAUAAUUGCAAUAUAUAUAUAGUUGAUGAAGGACCUCCAUUUGGCAUCGUUUAAUUUAUAUGUUAUAUUCUAAGCACUGCUCUUUCCUCCCUUUAUCCUUCUUCAUGCAAGCAACUCGAAUAUUUAAAAUAAAGUUUACAUUAUAGUUAUUUUCAAA
Choloepus didactylus (southern two-toed sloth) is the source of this 3508-nucleotide messenger RNA. It is a transcript of the gene TIMP2, whose product is annotated as TIMP metallopeptidase inhibitor 2. Gene Ontology annotation, biological process: negative regulation of membrane protein ectodomain proteolysis; negative regulation of endopeptidase activity. The transcript is spliced from 6 exons. Bases 391 to 1053 code for a protein of 220 amino acids. Gene Ontology annotation, cellular component: extracellular matrix. NCBI's taxonomy places the organism in Eukaryota, Metazoa, Chordata, Mammalia, Pilosa, Megalonychidae. The record is from RefSeq and is a predicted model, not a curated record. Gene Ontology annotation, molecular function: protease binding; metalloendopeptidase inhibitor activity.